Molecule: messenger RNA, 1431 nt
Organism: Plasmodium coatneyi
Lineage: Eukaryota; Apicomplexa; Aconoidasida; Haemosporida; Plasmodiidae
Exons: 1
Coding region: 1-1431 (476 amino acids)
Source: RefSeq, a predicted model, not a curated record
AUGAAUAAUGGACACCUUUUCAUCCUGCUGGCAAUAUGGACGACGUGGGGGAGCAACCUCCAUUUCGGCUACACUGCUGAGAAUGAGCACGACAGAACGGAGAGCGCGGUAAGCUCCAGUGGGAUUUUAAAAAACGUCGUGAAGCAUGCCCCCAAAGUGAGUUCCAAAGAAAUUGAGGACAGCGAAAUACGGAUAGUGAAAAUGGCACACGAAGAGGAAAACAAAAAAUUGCAAAAAAUGGGAAAGUGUGCAAAAGAUUAUACAUUACCUUGCCCAAAAUUUUGGAAAAAAAAAAUUAUGAACAAGUCAGAAAAUAUUUGCAUAGCUAGCUCAGCGUACAACGGAUUUUGUAACCCCCGUCAAUCUUUCGACAACUUUACAAAAAGUGAAAAGAUGAAAUUUGAAACGAGUUGCAACGUAGAAUGGGGAUGCAAAAAUGCCGUAGCGGAUGCAUGCGAAAGUGGGAAAAGAAAUUACAACGAACCAUGUCCUGAGGGUUUUAUCUCCCAAAAUGACAACACUUGCAUGGCUGACCUGACCGUGUAUGAGGGUCUCUGCAAUGGCGAGAAGGUAGACUUUACCCAUCUCACCAGUGAGGAAAAACAGAAUUGGAGUGUUGCCUGCGAAGCGUAUUGGCCUUGUUACGUCGAUUGUUCACUGGACAGCAGAGCCCUCUCCAUCUGUCCUUCCAGCUGGAAGCAAAUAAAUUCAUACGAUUGUAUCCCACCUGGUAGUUACAACGGGCCAUGCAAAGACACCAAGAAUUUUAAAUUUUUCAAUGAACUGAUGAAAAAAAAAUUUGAGGAAAAAUGCAAAGUUACUUUUGUGUGCACAGAUGAUUUGUGUGAAAAAAAUUAUCGGCAGGAGUGCCCCUUACAUUGGAUGAAGGAAAAUGGCUACUGUUUAGCUCCUCCGUCUUUCAACUUGUGCGACAGGAAAAAAUACUCCUAUGGUAACUUAACGCAGGUGGAGGAGAAGAAGCAUUUCGAGAAGGAGUGCUCUGUUCAGUGGCCUUGUCAAAAGAGCCCCUUUUGUGACAUGGACUGGACUGCUGAGUGUCCCCUCAACUGGGCGAAGCAGGCACCCCGUCAAGGCGCCAACCAGGAGGGGGGUGACAAAUAUAUCUGCACUGUCAAUUCACCCCUGUAUAGAGGGAAGUGUGCGUUUAUUUCCCUCCCGAAUGGCGCUGAUGAGGAGACCAAGCGGGAGUUGGCAUCCACGUGUGACACCCCCUGGCCGUGCUCUGCUAAAGACGCCGCUGCGGAAGGAGGUCCUCUUCCACCGUCGGAUAGCAAAACAGUAGAACGACACAGUCUGGCCGUCACAAAUGGCCCUGUCACUCUGGACGGCAGCGUGCACGCCAGCGCGGGAUCCGCAUAUCACGUGGUCGACAACCAGGGGGAAGUACCCCUUGCAGACAUCAUGCGCUGA